Gopherus evgoodei (Goodes thornscrub tortoise) is the source of this 1728-nucleotide messenger RNA. RefSeq names its product zinc finger protein 560-like. Bases 953 to 1606 code for a protein of 217 amino acids. Gene Ontology annotation, biological process: regulation of DNA-templated transcription. The transcript has 6 exons. The record is from RefSeq and is a predicted model, not a curated record. NCBI's taxonomy places the organism in Eukaryota, Metazoa, Chordata, Testudines, Testudinidae.
CACUUCCUCCCACACACACAUUCUCUCAAGAUUUCCCCCUUUCUCUCUCAUUAUCACACGUGGCUAUAAAAUCCAGGGAGAUUCUCCUUUCCCCCUCCCCCCCAAUGAUCAGCUCUCUAAUUGCCUCUGAUUUUCCCUUUUCUCUCCAUACUUCUCAAAUGUCAAUUUAAAAUCUCUCCGAUGGGGGGUGGAUUUUCCCACCCAUUUUAUCUGCAGCGAUUUGUCCUUGUUUGGGUGGGAAAUUGUUGCCCUGGGUCAUUCCCCAGAACAUGGCUCCCACUGGAGUGGGAUGGGAUGAGGUUCCCGUUCUCUGCCAGGGCAGGGAAGGGAAGGGAGGAGCACAUCCCCCAUGGAGACUGCCCAGACCCCAUUUCCCAAUUCCCCUGCGGCCCCCUUCCAUUGUCCAGGGAGCCUUCCAGUUCCCCCCCGCCCUUAAAUCAGCUCCUCAAAGGGCUCUGAGCUGCUCACGUGAAUGGUUGCCCCGUGGCCGGGGGGGACCAUCACAUUCUGUUUAUGUAUUGGACAGUCAUAUAAAAUCCAGUCCAACAGUCCCCCUUUUCCACUAGUUAUUUAAUAGCAACAUCAAAUCCCCUCCGAUCUUGGUGGUUUUCUCUCAUGUUAUCAAAUGUCGUUUGUGACAGGGUUCUCUCUGCGUGUCUCAAAGAUUGAUAUAAAAUACCCCAAACAUUUGCCCCACUUCUCUCUAGUUGUUUUAUUUCUAAUUGAAUAUGAUGGGUUGUUUCCCAAUGUGCUAAGAUGCAGCCGCCUCUGGGGUGGAUCCAUGGUGGCCAUUAUUUGCUAGUGACAGCCCGUGGAUCUUUCUUGCCCUCCAGGCCUUCCAUUCUCCUGUUAAAGAAGCACUCCCCAGGCUCCCUCUGCCUGUGUGACUGGCCAGCAGGAGGUGGUGUUAACUUUCUAGCCACUUCUCACACUCUGUGAGACAGGCUGCAGAAUGUUUUGCUCCAGCUCAUCCCAGCCUGGCGUGGGACAGGGAAGAGAAAUGGCUGCAGUGGAGUCAGUCCAGGGGCUGGUGACCUUCAAGGAGAUGGCUAUGUAUUUCACCAGGGAAGAGUGGGCUCUGCUGGACCCCACUCAGAGAGCCCUCUACUGGGAUGUCAUGCAGGAGAACUAUGAGACUGUGACCUCGCUGGGCCAGAGAAUAACAUCCAUGUUUCGCUGCAGAUCAUCUCGUCCUCCCAGGGGCAAGGAAAUGGCUGCAAUGGAGCUGGCUCAGGGGCCGGUGACCUUCGAGGAGGUGGCUGUGUAUUUCUCCAGGGAAGAGGGGACUCUGCUGGACCCCACUCAGAGAGCCCUCUACAGAGAUGUCAUGCAGGGGAACUAUGAGACGAUGGUCUUGCUGGCGGAGUUUCUGGUUUUCCAACGUGAUAUGAUCUCCCAGCUGGAACAAGGGGAAGAGCCAUGGGUCCCAGAGCUCCAGGGUUCAGAGGAAAGAGAGAUCCUGAGAUCUCCCCGCACAGAUGAGGAAACAUUAAACCAACUCAGAAUCUGUAAGUGCCUGAAGGAAACAUCUAGGAUGCCCUACAAAGCUCUUGGGAAGUCUCUCAGUUCAUUAUUGUCCAUAGCAGGGGUCGCAUCCGCAGGGUAAAUAUAGCUCAAGGCUUCCUAUAGAUGCUAGCAGACACCGGGCAGUAGCUUUCUCCCUUCCCCCUGUGAAGUUGGAUGGGAUGUGAAGGCUGAAUUGAUCCCCUCCUCUCUCCUGUUGGGGGG